Molecule: messenger RNA, 2016 nt
Organism: Anisakis simplex (herring worm)
Lineage: Eukaryota; Metazoa; Nematoda; Chromadorea; Rhabditida; Anisakidae
Source: the annotation of a GenBank genome assembly
AUGUCAACAAUAUCAACGAUAACAAUUGUUAUAAUAAUCCCACGAAAUGUACAGCAUCCAGAAGGAGUGGGGUAUUCGACAGGAGUUGACGGCGGCGCCCCAACGUCAUCUAGCAAACCUCCUCACAAAAAAACAACUACACUCACCACCACACUGCGUAAAACUGGAAGUUUUGGAAAUCUGAGACGACAAUGCGAUAGGGGAGCAGUACGAGCGACUGAUGAAGGACAUAUUAAAGAUCGAUCGGAAUCGAGAAGCUACUCACAUCUACCGAUGAGAAGGAAUAGCACUCAAAAGGAGGAGGCUGAAAAGUUGGAUACGGAGAGCGACAAUGAGAAAAGAAGAGAGAACAAAGAUAGAAGUUUGUUUCCGAGCAGGACUCUGCCCAUCACUGAAAAUGAUGAUAAUCCUCAGGAACAAUUUCGACCACAUAUGAUUAUUGGCCAAGCUGAAAUGCUGCAAAAACUCGAGGAAGCAUAUCAGAGAGAAUUACGAAUGGAGGAAAGGUUCAAGCAAAAGUUGAAAGAGUAUCGCUUGAUUGAAGAGGAAAAUGAACGACUGUUGAGUCGAAUCAAAGAUGUGGAAAAUGGUUUGAGUAAAGCUGAAGAGAAUUAUACACGAGAUAAACGGGCGUUGAUGGAAGAAAUUGUAGAAUUACAGAGGCGAUUAGACGAUUUGACACCUUCCUUGGCUGAUAAGGAAUCGUACAUAGCAAAAUUAGAGAAUGAAAAAGAUUUGUUGAUGAAGAAAGUACGUAAUGCAACAAAUCAGUUGAAUGAUUUGCAGAGUAAUCAUCCACGUAUUAAGGCUAAGUUUGAUGAGCAAAAGCGUGAAGAAGUGAUUUUAUCAAAUUUGGAAAUUGAGCGACGAGAAGAAAUCGAAAAAUUAGCGAAAAAUAUUCGUAAACUAGAGAAUGAAUUGAGUGAGAACAAAGAAAAAGAACGAUCUUUCAUGGAAGAGAUUGCCGCCGGAAGGCGAUCACUAAGGGAGGAACAGCUGAGGGCUAAAAAGGAUAAAGCGCUCACUGAAAAGGCACUCGAAGAGAACAACGCAUUGAUAAUGGAGAAUUCGCAUUUGUCUGCACAAAUCACGAAACUCGAGAUGAAUAUUGAAGAUCUACUGCAAGAAAAUUCAGUCAAAAAAGAUAAUGCAUUCAAUUCGAGUCAACUGAACGAGCUGAAAGAAACUGAAAAAUCGUUACGUACUCAGUUGAGUCGCUAUGAAGAGAAAUUGCGAAGUGAACAAGAGAAAAUCAAAUAUUUGGAAUCAGAGAUAGAAGAAUAUAAGAAAGUUGAAAAUGAACGAAGGGAAAGUCGAUCGAGGAUGCAAAAAGAAUUGGAGGCAUUACAGACAUUAUCAAAAUCACUGUCAAAUGAGAAUAAAAUGUUAAGACAACAAAAAAUGAGUUUAAACGAAAAAUGUGAUGAAUUCAUGAGAAAGGGUAACGCAUUAACGAAUGAAUUGACAACAUUAAAGCAUGAAUUCAAUUUGGUUAUGGAAAAGAACAGAGAUUUGAUGGAAAAGGAAAAUACGAUAACCGAUGAAAAUUCUAAGCUGAAACGCGAGAUCAUUGUGUUGAGUGAGAAGAAUCGGGAAUUCAAGGACAAGAUGGAUGUAAAGAAAGAUGAAUCGCUCACGUUCAAAGAUGAACUGAAGAGUUUAUCUGAUAAAAAUCGUGAAUUACAAAAUAGAAUCUCUGAAAAAGACAAUGAAAUUCGGAUGUACAAAGAACGCUGUGAGACAAGCGAUGAACAAUACCGACGGUUGUUAGUGCAGUUCGAGCGUGAGACAACGCUUCAGAAUGAAAGGGCUCGGGAGUAUGAGCAGUUAGCGUCGAGAGUGCGAGAACUGUCCGCUUCACUGACGCCUGAAUUGAGACGCUCUUCAACGUCUUGCAGACAAUCGCAUAUUCCUGUUCCUCUUGCCGACUCUAAUUCGGAUUCGAAGGUUAUCUUGAAUGAGAUUCCAAUUUAUUUUCAUUUAUUGGCACUAGUAUUGCAUCAAAUUUCGUGUUAG